Molecule: messenger RNA, 794 nt
Organism: Apaloderma vittatum (bar-tailed trogon)
Lineage: Eukaryota; Metazoa; Chordata; Aves; Trogoniformes; Trogonidae
Gene: OAF
Product: OAF homolog (Drosophila)
Exons: 3
Source: RefSeq, a predicted model, not a curated record
GAGGUGAAGAUCUUCCGUGCCUUAAUCCUAGGGGAGCUGGAGAGGGGCCAGAGCCAGUUCCAAGCACUCUGCUUCGUCACACGACUUCAUCGCAACGAGAUCAUCCCCAGCGAGUCUAUGGCAAAGCUGCGGCAGAAAAAUCCCAGGACAGUGCGGCAGGCUGAAGAGGUGCGGGGCCUGGAGCAUCUCAGCAUGGAUGUAGCUGUCAAUUUUAGCAAGGGGGCCCAGCUGAGCUCUCACAUCCACAAUGUCUGUGCAGAGGCCAAAGAAGCAAUCUACACCCGAGAAGAAGAUGUCAAAUUUUGGCUGGAGAAAGGGGUGGAUGGCUCCAUGUUUGAGGUCCUGCCGCAGACGUCUGAUCUCCCUGACCUGCAGCGUUGCAAGCUGUGUGCAGACCGCUGGAAACCCUGCAUUUGCAGCUACUCUCUGAGCAUUGAGUGGUACCCGUGCAUGCUGAAGUACUGCAAGAGUCGCGACGCUGGGGGCAAGGUUUCCUCUUACAAAUGUGGCAUCCGCAGCUGCCAGAAGGGCUACACCUUUGAUUACUACGUGCCCCAGAAGCAGCUGUGCCUCUGGGACGAGGAGACCUAGCAGAGCCAGGCCAGACCUUUUCAAGGGGCAGCUCAUCUGCCUCCUUCCACCAUCGGUGAUGCUAAGGGCCUCCUGGAGCUGACUGCUCCAAAGAAGGAAUACAUUUCACAGCGGUGCCUUGUACCAGGAGAGCUCUGUGUGUGUGCCUUUCCUUCUGGCCCCCUGUGACUCCCUCCUCACCUGACGCUGCCUCAUACUGUGAU